GCCAGGCGCAUACCUUUCGGUUUUUAAUUCAAACUCUCCACAAACACAAUCUUCCAGACUCAACGAACCUUGGUAUCCAUCAUGAGGUUCAAAUUGUCGUUCUCUCUCUUGCUUCUUCUCGGACUUCUGGGACACUUUGUCUUGGCUGGCCUACUACCCCUGAACCCAAACACUGGCUACCCUGAGACCAAAGACCGAAGCCAGAAACAUCGCUACCCCGUUUCGCACUUCCGAUAUCAAAACAAUGAAGACAACUCAGAAGCAAAAACUUUGCAGCGUCGACGUAAGCCUCUACCUCCUGCUAAUGCGGGUCCAAACACGAAGCCAACCAGCAACCUUCCACCCAUGCCUCACAAUCUGUAUGGUGAACCUGAUUGGGCCCACAGCUGGAUCCAGAGAGACGGUGAGCAUGAGGCAGUUCGCAACCUCAAUGUGAGCAUACAGCAAAUCAGCAAAUCGCCAGUCAUUAUCAAAACUCGACUACAGAACGCAGGCAAAUAUCACGUUAGGUUUUGGGGACCUGGGUCUCCGAUAAGCCUGGAAGCCAUUGAAUAUGGGCUCUUCAAAAUCUAUGCAGACGACCUGAAGGCGAAUUUCGGGCAGGCGACAAAAGAGCGCAAGAAGAAAUACGAAGGCUUGGAUAAGGACGAUGAUACUAUCCUUCACCUGAAUCCGUUUUCGGUUAUCGAGCGCGACUUCACAUUCCCAGGGCACUCCCAGUCAAAUGUAACAUGGUACAAGAUGUUAAAUGUUGCAGAGCAGGUUAACGUCACUCUUGAGGGAGAAUGGUAUGGUGUAAGGGCGAGAGGGAGGAAGGCUUUUGAGAAGAGAUGCAUGAAGAAAAAGAUGGUUUGGGCGAAUAAAAAGUUUUGGUUCAAGUCAAAUACCCUGCAGCUAGACCUUCCAUAA
Messenger RNA from Fusarium redolens, 909 nucleotides. RefSeq lists its product as uncharacterized. NCBI's taxonomy places the organism in Eukaryota, Fungi, Ascomycota, Sordariomycetes, Hypocreales, Nectriaceae. The record is from RefSeq and is a predicted model, not a curated record. The coding region runs from base 82 to 909 and encodes 275 amino acids. The transcript has a single exon.